CUAUUUAAAAGGUUUGCCCACACCUGGCCCACGGCAUCUUCUUGUCAAAACAGCGACGAGGAAAGCAUGACAACUUUACAAUUUCUGCUUGUCGUUUUUUCACUAGGAUGUGCUGUUGCGGUAUCUCAAACCGAUGUUACAAGUAACAUUACAUAUGCCUGUUUACCGGAUGGAAUUGUCCAUAUCCACGGUAUUCCAAAGGGAUAUACGGUGACCAGCCUAAUCGGGGGAUCAAGGUGUCACGUGACGCAGAUUGAUGCACAUGACUUUGCCUUGGGACAAUAUUGCACGCAAUGGGUGUAUCAUAACUACCCGUAUUACAAAAGCAUGUACCAGGCGGAUAUACAGCUCGGUCAUUCCUCAUCUCAUGUCGUCGGAGGAAGUGAUUUUAGUCCAUUUCGCCUGAUUUGUGAUAAAGUCCACUCCGGCGGACAGGUGUUCGACGUCGUAACAUCUCUUAACGUCAGGGACAGGUCGACCUAUUUUUCUGAUUUUAUACCAACACUACCAAGUGCCAGGAAAUCAGAAAGCAAUCGGAUAUACCAAACGUCUCCACAACUUUUUAUCUCAUCCACAUAUCCCUACUACUACUACUCGGGAAGCUUAUUUUAUCUUCAGCUUCAGAGCGGCUCAUCGCAUUACGCGAUACGGCCAGAAAACUGUACUGCCAGCGCUAACGAUCCACGAUAUUAUUAUACAUCAGGAGAUUCGGUUGAAUUAUGGGAUAUUACAAAGGAUAGAUGUGUGCUGGAGCCAUAUCUAAUGGAAAAAUUUAUCAGCAGCAAUGCCGACCAAACUGAGGUCGCUGCGCCAGUAUAUGCAUUUCACUUUGGAACUCGUGGAAACUACGAUCACACAGUCUAUUUUGAGUGUUCUGUUCGUGUGUGUAGUCGUGGAUCCUUCAGCUGCAGUUUGAACGUUUGUGAUGACGUAAGGCGUGAAGGAAGGAGUGCUGAAGAGGAGGAGGACGACGACUAUGAACACCACCUUGUGACAGGGACACUGACAUUAGAGCACAAUGCCAGUGGCUCGGACAGAGGGAGAUUCUCCCUCUUCACAACUCUACUGGGUGUUGUUGCUGUGGUAUUGUGCUGGUAGUGUCUUUUGCCUGUGACACCAAAAAACCUGACAUGGGCUGGGAAUGGUAGUAUAUUCAUAUCCAUACGGUCGGCAAUGAGACCACGUGUACUUUUACGGAAACGACUGAUUCCUUUGAUAAACUUUGUCAAUUACAUAUACUGUCACAUUUUAUUAUUGCUUAACUAAUAAACAGC
Mizuhopecten yessoensis (Yesso scallop) is the source of this 1274-nucleotide messenger RNA. RefSeq lists its product as uncharacterized. Bases 67 to 1098 code for a protein of 343 amino acids. The transcript has 9 exons. Lineage: Eukaryota; Metazoa; Mollusca; Bivalvia; Pectinida; Pectinidae. The record is from RefSeq and is a predicted model, not a curated record.